UAGAAUGCGCGCCAAGACGGUUCUUUUUUUUUGUUUUGUUUUUUACGAGAGAAAAUUCAUCAGCGUCGGGGGAAGGGGGGAGUUGAAUUCUUCCGCAGGAAUCCGAUGUCGCCGCGCACAGCGGCGUAAAUUGGACGCUGCGUUUAAAGAAAGUAACGAAUUAGGAGCACAGAAAGGCCCGGUGUUAAAAUAAAUGGCAAUUCCAACACUCGGACGACGAUCGAACGGAGGUGGGAAAGAAGAAAAAGUGGAAGUCGGAAACUCACUGGUUUCAUAUCUCGGCGAAAUAGAGUGGAAGUUGAAAAAUUUCUUUGUCGUGGAAACCAACACACCUACGGAGACCAACAAACCUCCGAGUCCAUCAUUUCUCCGCGUCUGGGGCGGUGAAAAAUGCAUAGACAUCAAAACGUUGAACACCGGAGAAUGUAAAGAGGUUCUUUAUCUUUCCUGAAAAAUUUUGGCGCUCGGAUUAAGGAGGCGGUUCUCGCGAUUCAAUCCGAGCGAAGAGAGAAGGCGAAAUUAAAUCCCUCGUAACUGUGACAAUGACGAUCCGGGCGACGGAGAGGAAGACCGAGAGAUAACGCGACGGUCGGAAAGCGCCAAGGAAAUAACAGAGGUUGAGCAACGAGAUGCCGAUUGAUUGUUAUUACUUUCCGCCGAGUCCACCGUGCCGUACCGUCAUGUUGCUCGCGAAGGCUCUGGGCGUUCAUUUUAACUUCAAGAUAUUGAAUGUCAUGAAAGGGGAGCACAUGAGCCCGGAAUUUUUGCAGAUAAAUCCGCAACAUAUUAUACCAACCAUUGACGACAACGGAUUUAUUCUGUGCGAGAGUCGUCCGAUUAUGGCAUACUUAGUCAGCAGAUACGCCAGAAACGAUUCCCUUUAUCCGAGAGAUCCAAAACAGCGAGCAUUGGUCGAUCAAAUGAUGUACUUCGAUGCUGGCAGUCUUUUCCCGAGAAUUAUAAAGUGUUACAUGCCCGUGAUUCGAGGUAUGUCUCAUUCCGUUGACGAGGCAGAUGUGGAACGAGUAGAGAAAUCGUUCGAAGUACUCAACUCUUUCCUGGAGGGAAAAGAAUUCUCGGCGGGCGACGAUUUGACCAUUGCCGAUUUCACUAUCAGUACGUCCAUCUGCCUGGUGCAGUGUUUCGACUUCGACAUUGGCCGUUACGAUAACGUCGCUUCCUAUUACGAUCGUUGCAAGGAAAGCCUGGAGAAAUUUGGCUUCGAGGAAGUGCACGCCUUCGGUGUUAAAGCGUUUACCGAGAUGUACCACGCAAACCUCCAAGAAUCCAGUUAACGCGGAUACGACUAUGGAUAUUUGUAUGCGUCUAAAGAGUGGAGUAGAAGGAGAGAGAGAGAGAGAGAGAGAGAGAUCGAUAGUACCUCGUUUACUUGAGAUCGAGAUUAGACAUGGAAACCCAUCGUUACCUUAUAGAAUUUAAAAUUCGCUUUUUACCUUCGCGAGAUUUUAAAUCGAGUUCUCACGGCUUUAUUAUAGUAAAUCUAAUAAUAGUGUAUCUUAGAAGAAAAUUUUUAUUAUUACAUAUAUGUGAUCUCUGCUCAUCUGCUUUUUUUUUGUAUUUGCUUCCGUUAAUGAAUGACGCGUGAAAUCAAUAAUAUUAACUGACACGCUACGUACACUGACAAAACACGUACUAAAUACACUGACAAAAGAUUACAGUUGGUUUAGGCGCCAAAUAUAUUUUAUGGUGGUAGCAACAUGCAUUGUAAGGUUAUUAUCAUUGAUAUUAUAGUAACACGUUAGAAAAAUGGUUCUCCUGAUUAUUUUUGUGGUUACGUUUGGUAAAGAGUAUGUUUGACGCCGAAACUAAUUAUAAUUUUCUAUCAAUAAUUAUAUG
Messenger RNA from Dinoponera quadriceps, 1857 nucleotides. Its product is annotated as glutathione S-transferase 1-1-like. NCBI's taxonomy places the organism in Eukaryota, Metazoa, Arthropoda, Insecta, Hymenoptera, Formicidae. Gene Ontology annotation, biological process: glutathione metabolic process. The coding region runs from base 630 to 1295 and encodes 221 amino acids. The record is from RefSeq and is a predicted model, not a curated record. The transcript has 6 exons. Gene Ontology annotation, molecular function: glutathione transferase activity.